Messenger RNA from Hyaloscypha bicolor E, 3066 nucleotides. Its product is annotated as pfs domain-containing protein. Gene Ontology annotation, molecular function: protein binding. The record is from RefSeq and is a predicted model, not a curated record. The transcript is spliced from 6 exons. NCBI's taxonomy places the organism in Eukaryota, Fungi, Ascomycota, Leotiomycetes, Helotiales, Hyaloscyphaceae. The coding region runs from base 1 to 3066 and encodes 1021 amino acids.
AUGAUUUCAGAAUAUUGCUGCUUCCUCCAAAAUCGCGAUGAAAAUGUCGCUGCUCUGGAUACCACCGACCCAGAAGAAAGGUUUGCCUUGAAAAAUUCAGAACUUGAGAAGUUCAACCUCCUCAAAGACGAGGGGCAGAAUAUACAGGAAGAAUUCUGGAAUUUGAUUGUACAGGAGAAGCUUUUCUACUCCAAAACCAGCGAGGACCCGUUCUAUCAAGAGUUUCCGAAUACAUCCACAUAUGAAAGCUCGCUGCAGGCUCUGACGGAGUACUACGAAAGUAAUGGGUUCUCCAGGAGACUUACUACUGUCAAGUCGAUCCUUGACUCUAUGAAGCCAUUCACACAAGCAAUUUCAACAAUGGUCCAAUCUUCAAUGGUUGCUAGCCUCGUCUGGGGUAGUCUUCAGAUAGUAUUACAGAAUGUCAUGAGGCUCGCUAGUAAGUUUGAGGACACAAGUAGAAUGCUCCGCGAUCUAUCCAGGUCGCUCCCCAGGUUCCACGCAUAUGUUGAGAUUCUACACACGCCGAAUCUCCACAGAGCCCUUCGAGAAGUCUACGAGGUUUAUAUGGACUUUUCAUUUGCCGUGAUCAAAUUUUUGCGGUCGAACAAAUGCUAUGCUGUCGUCCACUCCCAGUGGUCUGAAGUAGGCAAAAAAUUCGACCAGACACGCGAGCGUUUGGAUGCUUCACGGGCCAACUUUGAGGAUGAAGUGCGUUUAGCGAAUGUCCAGGUGCAGGCUGCGAGACAUCGUGAGGUUGUCAUGAGAUUCGGCUCGUUAUCUCCCACAACAACUCACCAUGACCCCAUAUCAACCGUAAACGCCGCUCGUAACGUGAUGUUUACAGGAAGAGAAGACGUUCUGUCACAACUCCACUCGCUACUACAGCCGCCUUUUGAAGAGUCAGAUGUUGAUCAAGGAUCCCGCAGGGCAUGCGUUAUUCAUGGAAUUGGGGGGAUGGGUAAAACGGAAACUGCACUGGAGUAUACUUAUAAAUACCGAAGUUGCUAUUCCCAUAUAUUCUGGCUCCAUGCGCAGGCAAAUGCCACCCUGUUGGAAUCGCUCCUGGCUUUGGUCAAGACUCUUGGUCUUGGUCAAGAAGUGGCUAAUGUUGAUCAAAAGGUUCGCGCGGGUUUAGAUUGGCUUCAAUCAACAACCGACCCGUGGCUAUUAGUGUUCGACAAUGCCGAGGAUGCUUCUAUGAUAGGGAAAUUCUGGCCGAGUGGUGUUCGAGGAGCGAUCAUACUCACCUCCCAGAAUCCGGAUUUCAUCCAAAUGACAGGUAACGAAAUCCUCCUGCAACCAAUGUCACCCAAGGAGGGUUGCACACUGAUUCAACGUUAUUUGCGGCGCGGUGGCUCAGAGCAAGAAGCAUCCGAAGGUCUCUCCGCGAGCCUCGGAGGUUUUCCAUUGGCCAUUUCUCACUUUGCAGGCUAUGUAGCCAGGUCUCAAUGCUCGAUCGAUCAGAUUUCUCACAGUCUAAAAGACCGUUUUCACUCGAGUCAAAUCUGGACUGUCGAGAAUGUUGCAUCUACAAGUGCAUAUCAGCAUACUUUGGCCACGGUAUGGGAUUUGGCGUGGCUAAGGCUAUCCAGCGACUCUAAAGAACUUUUGUAUCAAGUUGCAUUUCUCAAUCCAGACGGCAUACCACAGGACUUAUUCAUAGGAAACGACAAUGACUCCACGCCACAGCAUUGGGAUAUACACCGGUUCAAUGAGGCGGUGAGGAUACUUCGAGAGAGACAUCUGAUUGAGCGAGACGAAACUCCCAUUGGACUAAGUCUUAGAACCCAUCGUGCAUUGCAGCGCAGCAUCUUGCACAAACUCGACAGAGACAUCGAUACCCGACAACUCGUCUUCACCGAAGUCGUUAAAAUAGUGCGAAACCCAUUCCCCCGUCUGGACCCAGCAAAAAGAGGAGACCCAAGCAAGUGGGCAAUAUACGAAAAGUAUCUGCCGCAAGUCAUCAGCCUCGAGGAGGCUUUCGCCCAGUCAAACCCCAAGAUAAGCGACAAUCUCGAGUUUACAACCAUUCUCCGUGAUGCUGGAUCUUAUCUCAUGAAUAACGGUUACCAACCGGAUGCUGUAUCGCUACUAGAGACCGCGGUGGCUACCUGCAACUCGCUCCUCGAAACGGAGCCUCUUGCAGCCGGAAACGUGCUCGAUGGCUGCUUAAGUAACCUUCAAGUUUAUAAUCAGUUCAUGGGAAUUGCAGGCAGGAGAAAUGCACUAAAAUUGACUGCCAGAGAGCUAGAGUUGCGAAGCGCACAGGUUGAUGGACUUCCCAGGGAUCAAUACACCGAAACAGACGUCAUCAAGUUCGGCCGGGUUUUUGUUGACAAAGGCUGCGCUCAUUCACAAAUGGAGCUAUUGGAAGAAGCUGGUGAGUUGUUCGACAAGGCAUUAGAAUGGUACGAACAAGCCGGUGGUGAAAAGGCUCUCCCAGCUCGAACGGCACAACUAUACGCUUGCCAGUUGUGGGUAGUCGCACCCACACAGAACAAAACCAAGGCGCAAGAAUUGACACAGCGGUCCUUAAAACUGGCUUCCGACUCGGUGGGCCUCGAAAAUCCUCUCACACUCGCGGCUAUGUUUUCCGCAGCGAUGGCAGCUUUCACUAUUGGUGGUAUUGCGGAGGCAUUACAGCUGCACAAGAAAGUGCACGAAGCGCGCAUCCAUCUACGAGGGCCAGCUCACCACGACAGUCUCGCAAGCCAAUACCAAGUAGCAGUCUGCUAUCAGAACUCAAAUGACCUUGAAAGCGCCGAACAUAACCUAAGGCAAAUUCUGGAGCUAAGUUGCAUCACGCUCCAAUGGCGGGAGGAAGACCUGGCGAGGACAAGAUUCAGACUUGCGGUUGUGCUCCGCGCGCAAGGGAGACCAUCAGAGGCUUCGCGCUUGUGCGGACAGGCGAAAGACGAGCGCAAGAAGUGGGAAUCUGAGAUGGUGGACAUGAUAGGGCAAAGAGAGUUUACGGACAGGGAUGAUAUGGAGUUGUUUGAUUUUGGAGUAACGUUGUGGCAUGGACGGACGACUGGGAAAUGGAGUGAUGGGACACACUGGUGA